Messenger RNA from Verticillium dahliae VdLs.17, 1653 nucleotides. Its product is annotated as tRNA (uracil-5-)-methyltransferase. The coding region runs from base 1 to 1653 and encodes 550 amino acids. The transcript is spliced from 2 exons. Gene Ontology annotation, molecular function: tRNA (uracil(54)-C5)-methyltransferase activity, S-adenosyl methionine-dependent. NCBI's taxonomy places the organism in Eukaryota, Fungi, Ascomycota, Sordariomycetes, Glomerellales, Plectosphaerellaceae. Gene Ontology annotation, biological process: tRNA processing. The record is from RefSeq and is a predicted model, not a curated record.
AUGGCGUCGCCUAUCACGACCUCGCAGCAGGUCGAACAAAUCCAGACACAAGCGCAGCCUCACUCACAAACACCACCUCGGCCACAAAAUGUCAACGGCAAACGACCAGCCUUUCAGUCUCGCGCAAAGGGCAAGAAGCAGAGGACCAAGAGAGAACGAUCGAUGAAGGAGGGCUCAUCAGAGGAGGUUCUGCUUGCUGAUAUUCAAGCACUCGUCAAGGCCCGCCAGGAGUCGGCGCCUUCACCUUCGGAGCAGGAGACGUCGCCUCUGCCCGAGCAGUGGUCCGAGAUUGACGUUGAAAUCCUCGAACUUUCCUCUACGGGUGAUGGCCUCGGCGUUCAGGUCGGCUCAUCCAACCCUCAGAUCUACGUCGUCUCGUUCGUUGCGCCCGGCGACGUCGCCCGUGUCAAGGUCGUCCGCCAUGUUCUCGAAGACGGCUACACCGCCACCGACUACCUCUCCAUCAUCACGCCCUCGCCCAUGCGCGACGACUCUCGUGUCUCUUGCAAGUACUUCACCCAGUGCUCCGGCUGCCAGUUCCAGAUGCUCGACUAUGCCGACCAACUACGGCACAAGCGGUCCAUCGUCGUCAAGGCUUUCAAAAACUUCUCCCAGCUGGCCCCCGAACUGGUGCCCACGAUCGGCGACACCAUUGGCAGCCCGCUGCAGUACGGCUACCGCACUAAGCUGACGCCGCACUUUGACGGCCCCCCCGGCAGCUGGCGCAAGGGCAAGCAGAGGGCCCCGUUCACCACAAUGCCGCCCAUCGGCUUCAACGUAAAGGGCCGUCGCGCCGUUCUCGACAUUGAGGACUGUCCCAUCGGCACCCAGGCCGUGCGAAACGGCAUGAAGAAGGAGCGUGAGCGCAUCGAGGGCGAAUACGCCACCCGCAACCACGGCGCCACCCUGCUGCUGCGCGAGAGCACAAAGCGCUACCCCAAAGGCGGCGACGAGCAGCCGCCGGCCGUCCUGCCCGAGGGCGCCGUGCGCGUCGACACGGACGCCUACACCGACAUCAAGACGUGCGCCACCGACAACAAGGCCAUGACGUCGGAGUACAUUGACGACUUCCUCUUCACGAACCCCCGCCGGCUCCUUCUUCCAGAACAACAACUCCAUCCUCACGUGCUGCCGCCCGCGGCCCUCGCCGCGGCCCCCGGCGCGAAACCCAUCCGCUACCUCAUCGACGCCUACUCCGGCUCCGGCCUCUUCACCAUCACGCUGUCCGGCCUCUUCCAGACGAGCAUGGGCAUCGACAUCGCCGCCGACUCGAUCGCCUCGGCGCGCAAGAACGCCCUGCUCAACCGCUUCACGGAGGACCAGUGCACCUUUCUCGCCGCCGACGCCCCCGAGCUCUUCAGGCACGUCCGCUACGACCCCGACGAGACGGUCGUCAUCCUCGACCCGCCGCGCAAGGGCUGCGACGCCAGCUUCCUGGGCCAGCUGCUGGACUUUGGCCCGCGGCGCGUCGUCUACGUCAGCUGCAAUGUGCACACCCAGGCGCGGGACGUCGGUGUCCUCGUGCGCGGGGAGGUCGAGGGCCAGAAGAAGAGGACAAGGUACGAGAUUGAGAGUCUGAGGGGCUUUGACUUUUUCCCCCAGACGGGUCACGUCGAGGGCGUGGCCGUACUGAAUCGCAUGGAGGAUGCAUAA